Molecule: messenger RNA, 1527 nt
Organism: Triticum turgidum subsp. durum (durum wheat)
Lineage: Eukaryota; Viridiplantae; Streptophyta; Magnoliopsida; Poales; Poaceae
Source: the annotation of a GenBank genome assembly
AUGGAGAUGGAGAUCAAUUCCGUGCAGGCCAGCGGGCGGCGAUCGGCGGAGGAGCUGGAUGAGGCCGACCCCUUCGUCGCGCGGAAGAAGAUGAAGCAUCCGGAGAAGGGGGUGGGGAUUGGUUCCGUUCUGGGACGGCAACUCGCGGAGGAGUUGAGCGCAUUGCUGGAAGCCCUCUCGCUUGCUGCCCGGGCAGACCGUGAGAGCUGGAAGGGGGUUGAUUGCGUCCGGUCACUGCGGCCGGUCGACAUGGAGGAAGCCCUCGCCGUCGCUGACCGGAAGAAGGUGGGGAAGCCGGAGAAGGGGAAGGAGCUCGCGAGCUGGCAGCCGGCGGGGGAGUUGGAGGAGGCCCUCUCCGUCGCCGUCCAGAGCGGGCUGACGGCCGAGGAGGUGCGCAAGUUCCUCCGCGUCGCCGCCUGGUCAAAUCUGACGGACUACGACGUCCGCUGUCUCGCCGUCGAGAGGGGCCUCAGGGACGAGGACGCCGUCUCACUUGCAGAGAGCUUCCUCACCAUGUACAAGAUCGUAUUCUCCACUCUACACGCGCAGCUCCUCUCCUCGUUUGACAGACGGCGGUUUGAUCCCGAGCUAUGCCAAUGGAAGACGUUUGGUCGCUUCGUCGACGAGAGGAAGAAAAGAGGCCCGGAUGCGACCACCUUCCUUCUCUUCAAGAUCAAGGCAUCGGCCAGGAAUGCCAAGGUGUCGUGGUGGCGGAAGGAGUACCCCCAUUUCCCCCCGGAGCGGGCAGGGUACACCGGCGCUCUGCGCGUGGCCCGUCUCGUCGGCGGCAGAGAAGGGCCUCGUCUGGAGGAGGCGGGUGAGGACGGGCAACCGGGCGCCCUCUCAUAUGGUAGCGACUACUACAACUGUAGGUGGCUUGAUCGCAGAGUGGGUGUCCUCGAGGACGGCUGGCUCAGCCCACUCAACGAGGUCGCCAUCAUCAGGAGGUUGCCCAAAGGCGAGGGGAUCUAUAUCACGUCGUACGUGAAUCGGCUUGGUGUUAAGCUUGAUGAAUUUCUGUUUGUGUUGCACUUGGCUUGGACAGUCGCCUUGAGCUUUACCGAGCGAUGGUUCUAUGUCUCUUCCAAGUUCAGAGAGGAGAAGUUGUACGCUGUUCCUGGUGUUGAUUUUCUGGAUAUUACCGUCCCUGUGAAGAACCUGAUCAAGAAGCUUUACCAGAUUUAUGAGCAAGAGGAGCAAGCUAGGAAAAUGAUGCUUGAGCAACAAGAUCCUCAUGAGAGGCAGGAGGAGAUGAGACCACUGCUAGAGGAGCAAGAGAGGAAUAAUCUGGAAGAUAUGCGUAGGAAAAGGGAGGAGAGCAAGAAACAGAAACUCCUACGCAAAGAAAAAAGGGAGGCGGCUCAUCAGAUGAAGAUGGCAACAAGAAUUGGGAAAGAACAGGGAAAGAAUGAAGAAUACGAGCAAGAUUCUUUUUGCACUCCAAUGCUUUUUUGUGUGGAAGAACCUGAUUUGAUGCAGCCAAUGGAUGAAGACAUAUGGCAAAGUGAGCAAAGCCCCAAGGAAUAG